ACCAACAACCACCACCGACCUUGUUCCCCUUCCCGUCCGGCGUUACACUCGGCACUGAGCAAGACGCCCACCACCCCUUAUAGUUACGACAUGUCAGACGGACACUCGGACGAUAUGCCCGCGCGCAAGCGCAUCGCUGUUGCGUGCGGACGAUGCCGCAAGCGCAAGAUCCGCUGCAGCGGCGACCCUGGCGGCGGCAUGCCCUGCACCAACUGCAAGUCAGCCAACGCAGAGGCCUGCCAAUUUUUGAGGGUAUCUUCGCAGCCCACAUCCCUACGCCACGACGGCGAGCCUGGCGCCGGGUCGCAGCACAUGGAUUGCGGCUACAACAUCGAGGUCUCGCGCGCCUCGGCCACGCGCGGCUCCAUGCCGCCGCUGCAGGUACCGUACGGUGCCGAGAUGGGUCCCCACGGGCCCAUGAUGCCGAACUUCCAGCCUCGCGCGUCGGCGGGCAGCAGCAGCGGGGGCUACUACGGCGGCGGCGGCAGCACCGCCAGGUCGACACCCGUCACGUCGACGUCGUCGGCGCCGGCCUACAACUAUGCCUGGGGUACCGCGGCGCAGACAGGCGACUACGACGACUACUACUCCCGGGAGGCAAGCAUCCAGCAGCCGUACUACCCGAUGGAGACAGUCAUGGGCUACGCGCCCUGGUCGGGCACAGGGCCGUCCCGGAGCAGGUCUGGGGCCGUGUCGGGAACGGGCAGCAUGUAUGUUCACACUCACUACUACCAUGCCCAUGCAGCCCACCACAUCCCGAAUCCUUCCCAGCAAGCCGUCAUGAUGAAUCCUGCCCACCACUGCACCACGCAGCCCCGCUCGUCACUGUCAGUUCAAGCCCCCUCCCCGUCUUGUCGCGCUCACUCCCAUUACCAUCACCAUUAUGCCGUUGGUUCCCUUGAUAUGCACUCCCACCCAGACGGGCUCCGGGCGCCUGUGCCUUUGACCACUGAGUUGCUGUCGUCGUUUGCUGUCGUUGCUGCACUGCACCUGCGCGCUGUCGCGGCCAUGGGGGAUGGAUUGCCCGCUGAAAGCAGCGGCGGCACCAUCGAUGGCAAGGAGAGAUGCGUCAGUGUCGAGACGGAGGUGUCAAGUCGUAGCCCCGAGCCUGCAAGCUCUUCGCUCAAGGCAUCGCCGUCGCCGUCGCCAGAGAUCAAAAUAAAAAAGGAAGACUGCUGGGAAGGGGACGACAGCAGCAGCAGCAGCAGCAGUGACUUCAAACCCUCGGCGACCAAAAAGCGCAAGGACUCGCAGGUCGCGGCAGACCCGCAAGAUGAAGAACAAGACCGCAAGAGCGCCAAGAAGGCUGCUAACCACCCCUCGCCCGUCUCUUUCAGUGAGUCACUGCGCGGCGCCAGCUCGGGCGUCGACCUUGUCGGCGGCUACGAGUACAGCAGCAGCCCCCACGACUCGACCUCGUCGGCGUCGACAUCCGCCUAUGCUGGUAGCAGCGGCAACGGCAGCAGCAGUGGCACCGGCCGGCGGUCAUCGACGGCUGCUACCACGAGCCAGCCGUACAUUCCGCUGCCCACCCCACCGCAGCACCACGCCGGCACCGGCGGCAGCCACCUCUCGUCCUACGCGUACGGCUCGUACGGCGGUGCGUCGUCUUCGUCGCCCUACCACCACGCCCAGCCGCAGCACCACGCCACCAGCACCGGCGCGCACGGCAGCAGCCCCUACAGCAGCGGCGGCGACCACGGCCACCACGCCCACGCCCACGCCCACGCCCACCACCACCACCACCACCACUCGGGCGCCAGCACCCCGUCAGGCUCGGGUGGCCACCGCGCCUCUGUUGGCGGCCGGCGCUAGUGGCAACUAGAACAACUGCGCUCCAUACAGUUUUGCUUGUCUCCUCCCCCAGAUGAGGUGCCGUGCGCUGUGUGAAGCUCUUGUGCAGCCCCGUGGUGUC
Molecule: messenger RNA, 1915 nt
Organism: Gaeumannomyces tritici R3-111a-1
Lineage: Eukaryota; Fungi; Ascomycota; Sordariomycetes; Magnaporthales; Magnaporthaceae
Exons: 3
Coding region: 91-1815 (574 amino acids)
Biological process (GO): regulation of DNA-templated transcription
Molecular function (GO): DNA-binding transcription factor activity, RNA polymerase II-specific; zinc ion binding
Source: RefSeq, a predicted model, not a curated record